Molecule: messenger RNA, 1673 nt
Organism: Aphidius gifuensis
Lineage: Eukaryota; Metazoa; Arthropoda; Insecta; Hymenoptera; Braconidae
Gene: CCT4
Product: T-complex protein 1 subunit delta
Exons: 4
Coding region: 3-1619 (538 amino acids)
Biological process (GO): protein folding
Cellular component (GO): chaperonin-containing T-complex
Molecular function (GO): ATP binding; ATP hydrolysis activity; ATP-dependent protein folding chaperone
Source: RefSeq, a predicted model, not a curated record
AAAUGACUUUAUCAUCUAAAAUGAAUGACGGAAGACGCACAACCCAGGCCCAUGGAAAAGCCUUCCAAGAUAAAAGCAAACCAAAGGAUAUUCGUAGCAGUAAUAUUCAAGCUGGAAAAGCUGUCUGUGAUGCUGUCAGAACAAGUUUGGGUCCUCGUGGCAUGGACAAAAUGAUCCAAGCAUCAAAUGGAGAAGUCACAAUUACCAAUGAUGGUGCUACAAUUCUCAAUGAAAUGAAUGUCAUUCAUCCAGCAGCUAAAAUGUUGGUUGAAUUGUCAAAAGCACAAGAUUCAGAAGCUGGUGAUGGUACAACAAGUGUUGUUGUUAUUGCUGGUGCAUUAUUAGAAGCUGCUGAACGUCUUUUAUUAAAAGGAAUUCAUCCAACAUUAAUAAGUGAUGCAUUUCAAAAAGCAGCAUUAAAAGCUGUUGAAAUAUUGAGUUGGUCAAUGGCUAUACCAGUUGAUUUAAGUGAUACUGAAUCAUUAAUAAAAGCAUCAGCAACAUCAUUAAAUUCAAAAGUUGUAUUUCAACAAUCUGGUUUAUUGGCACCAUUGGCUGUUGAUGCUGUAUUAAAAAUAACUGAACCAGGAAAAGAACAAGCAACUGAUCUUAAAGAUAUUAAAAUAAUAAAACAACUUGGUGGUACUGUUGAAGAUACUGAAUUAAUUGAGGGUCUUGUAUUUACUCAAAAAUCAUGUAAUAUUAAUGGUCCAAAACGCAUUGAAAAAGUUAAAAUUGGUCUUAUACAAUUUUGUAUAUCACCACCAAAAACUGAUAUGGAUCAUAAUGUUGUUGUAUCUGAUUAUUCAGCAAUGGAUCGUGUACUUAAAGAAGAACGUGCAUAUAUAUUAAAUAUUGUUAAACAAAUUAAAAAAUCUGGUUGUAAUGUAUUACUUGUACAAAAAUCAAUAUUACGUGAUGCAAUUAGCGAUUUGGCAAUUCAUUUUUUGGAUAAAAUUAAAGUUAUGGUUAUCAAAGAUAUUGAACGUGAAGAUAUUCCAUUUGUAUGUAAAACACUUGGUUGUCGUCCAAUCGCAUCAAUUGAUCAUUUUACAGCCGAUAAUUUAGUUAGUGCUGAAAUGUGUGAAGAAGUACAAACUGGUGCAUCAAAGUUUGUUAAAAUAACUGGUAUACAAAAUCCAGGACGUACUGUUACAGUUGUUGUACGUGGUAGUAAUAAACUUGUUCUUGAAGAAGCUGAACGUUCACUUCAUGAUGCAUUAUGUGUUAUACGUUGUCUUGUUAAACAACAAGCUAUGAUUGCUGGUGGUGGUGCACCUGAAAUUGAAUUGGCAUUAAAAUUAUCAGCUUAUGCACAAACACUUGGUGGUGUUGAUGCAUAUUGUAUUAAUGCAUUUGCAAGUGCACUUGAAAUAAUUCCAUCAACACUUGCUGAAAAUGCUGGUUUAAAUCCAAUAGCAACUGUUACUGAAUUGAGAAAUCGUCAUGAAAAAGGAGAAGUUACUGCUGGUAUUAAUGUACGCAAAGGAAUGAUAACAAAUAUACUUGAAGAAAAUGUUGUUCAGCCACUUUUAGUAUCAACAUCAUGUAUUACACUUGCAUCUGAAACUGUACGCAGUAUUCUUAAAAUUGAUGACAUUGUCAAUACAAUGCAGUAAAUUAUUUCUUUUCUUUUUUUUUUUCUUACUUAUUUUGAAUAAUAAUAAUAAUAA